Struthio camelus australis is the source of this 1950-nucleotide messenger RNA. NCBI's taxonomy places the organism in Eukaryota, Metazoa, Chordata, Aves, Struthioniformes, Struthionidae. The record is from RefSeq and is a predicted model, not a curated record.
AUGUUUCACAAACGAGGACUAGGCCAAAGUCCGGCCGGGCGCAUCUAUAAUAAAAAGACGCAUACUAAUAAAAAUAAUAAAAAGCUUUGGCAUCUUGUCCGCAAUGCCUUAGUGACAUGUCUGUUGUGCCUGCCGCAGAUUCGGCUACCUCCAGAAGUUAAUCGGAUCCUGUAUAUAAGGAACUUGCCCUACAAAAUCACGGCAGAGGAGAUGUAUGAUAUUUUUGGGAAGUACGGACCGAUCCGACAAAUCAGAGUUGGGAACACUCCUGAAACAAGAGGAACAGCAUAUGUAGUCUAUGAAGACAUCUUUGAUGCCAAAAAUGCUUGUGAUCACCUGUCAGGAUUCAACGUGUGCAACAGAUACCUUGUUGUUUUGUACUAUAACGCAAACAGGGCAUUCCAAAAGAUGGAUACAAAGAAGAAAGAAGAACAGCUUAAACUUCUCAAGGAAAAAUAUGGAAUUAAUACAGACCCACCAAAAUAAACUGAUCUCUCUCUGGAAAACUGAUUUUAAGCCCUGCCAUUUUUGAACUAAACAUAGGGAUUCUCAGUCAAUUAUAACUUUUCUUGUUUUGUUGAUAUGCUCCAAGUCCUUAGAUCUUAUCAUUAGAAUUAAAGAACAACAUUACAAGAUCUGCUUUAAGAUUAAAUCCCCUUAAGUGGAUAUGUUUUCUACAUGUUAUAAGGGUGAACUGGUAAAUGCUGCAUAGCCGCAGCCCUGUUUAUAGCAGGAUCUUACAAGGCGGGACCAAGUACUCUUAGUGAUUCCAGCCUGCUGAAAUUGUCACCAUUCUCCAGUGCUGAGUAUAAAUAUGGCAACCAGUUAAUAUGAAGAGUUAGUUCAAAGGGCUCUGCGUGAACUGUCUACAUAAAGGUGAAUUUCACUUGACACUUACUAAAAAUGAGGUGUUGCAACUAAACAAGAGUGUCCCUGCCCCACAGUGUUUUGUGUUUUGUUUUUUGCUUUUUUUAACAAAUAAGUAUGGUUUGAUACUUCAUCGUACCUGUACUAAUAUACAGAAGUUCCUGCCGCAUUCUGCCUCUGGGAAUGUUUGAAGGAGCUUAACUCUUAUUUCAUUGUUAGGCUGCUUCUUACUAGAAACAGACAACCCAAAACCAUGUUUAUGACAAAGUUUCUUUUGCAAGUUAUAGAAAAUGAAUAAAUAACUUUUGAAAUAACUGCUUCGGUGACUUCAGUCAGAGCAUCUUGUUCGAAGUCACUGGGACAGAAUAGCUCUCGGGAAAUAAUUUUGCUUGAAUAGUGCAUGGCUGCAGAACUGACUUCAGGUCAUAAUCAGUCUUUAUUACGUGUAUCAGAUUUAUGCUGAAGUUAGCAGAAGCAAUGGGAAUGAACUUCAUGUCAUUUAAUAUAGAGAACACCUGAGCCAAAGCAAGACAGUAGAUGGUGACUGUAAUUUUAGAAACCUGUAAGGUGAUUGUUUUCUACUCGAUGUUCUUGAACUUUAAUAAAUUUCAUGUACAUGAAUUUUAGAUGUGCCCUCUACUGGAGGGAAAAACAGAUUUAGAACUUCAGGCUUUUAAAAAAUACCAGCAGUCAUGUCUGGUGAAUAAAAACAUGUAAUACUCGCUAUGCCUAACUAAUGAAAAUAGUCAAAAGUAAGCUCUACCUCUGUUCCGAACCAAGCAGAAGUUGUGUGACUGUUGAUAGUUACCCUGCCGCUGAGGAGGAUUUAUUACCUUGGAUUUGAUGAUUAACUUGCUGACCACACGGCUUCCGGCCAGCGCAGGACCUGAGCAGAGGCAAGUACACUUUGCCUGAGGAAUUGUAAUUUAGGUUAAAAAUUUUCCAGUGCGGUAUAUUGUCAUAAUGGAUUCCUUCCAAUUUUUAUCCUUAAUUUUUUUUGUGGAAAAUACUACUUCAAACGUGCUGUUCUCAUGUUCAUUUAGUAAAACAAUAAAUAUGCGUGUUUGCAUAGCUGCUUUUUAA